AUGGAAGGCCAAAAGAUCACCUUCAGGGUAAAAUUCCAGGCUUUUCAAGUUGUCUUCUUGUCUCAGGUUGUGAAGUUGCAAUGUAAAUUUACUCAUUCCUUGCUCGCAUCACUCGACAGCACGGACGUUAUCUUGAGCGUGGCUAACGCCACAGGCCAGGAGGUGAGAGCCAAACACAACGACUUUGUGAAGCGAGGAAUCUUUGCCACCCACACCGGGGCCAGCUGCUUCAGUCCGGUGAUCAACAUCAUGAGAGACCCACGGUGGGGCCGGAACCAGGAGACAUACGGCGAAGACCCUUAUUUGACUGGAGUUUUGGUACAAUAUUUUGUCAAGGGUCUCCAAGGUCCUGGGACAAAGUACAUCAUGACAAGUGCUGGCUGCAAACAUUUUGAUGCAUACGCCGGCCCUGAGGAUAUUCCCGUCACGAGAUUUGUGUUUGAUGCUCAGGUGUCAGACACAGACUGGAGAAUGACGUUUUUGCCUGCCUUCAAGAAAUGUGUGGAGGCUGGUACCUACAGCAUCAUGUGCAGCUACAACAGCGUAAACGGUGUCCCUGCCUGUGCGAACAAACAGCUGCUGACUGACAUUCUACGUACCGAGUGGAACUUCAAGGGCUAUGUGGUCAGCGACCAAGGAGCCGUAGAAAGCGUCAUCUGGGCUCACAAGUAUCGCAACAACAGCAUAGACACAGUGGCAGCUUGCGUGAACGCGGGAACUAACCUGGAGCUCUCCAGCAAUCUACCUGUGCCAAUCUACAUGUCGAUGUUGGAUGCCAUUGCCCAGGGCAAACUGACAGAAGAGUUGGUGAGGGAAAGGGUCAAGCCGCUGUUUUACACACGCAUGAGGCUCGGGGAGUUUGACCCGGAAGAGGACAACCCGUACGCCCAGCUGAGUAUGGAUCAGAUAGAAUCGGCCGAACAUCAACAAGUGGCCCUCACAGCUGCCAUGAAGUCUUUUGUGUUGUUGAAAAAUGAGGGAGGGAUUUUACCUUUGAAGAAAGGAGACUUCAGCAAAGUUGCCAUCAUAGGGCCAAUGGCUAACAACACAAGACAGAUCUUUGGAGGCUAUUCCCCUAAACAGGAUCCGUCUUUCACCCAAACGCCCUUGGACGGCCUGAGGUCUCUGUAUCCUGACAUCAAAUACGCACAAGUGUGCAACGACGGCACACCGUGCACAAAAUAUGACAAGGUCGUCGUGCCUUCCAUAGUGGACGACACAGAACUUGUCAUUGUUGCUCUGGGCACAGGUCCGCAAGUGGCCGGUGAGGCUCGCGACAUGGUAGAUGUUGAACUCCCUGGAUAUCAGAAGGCCAGCUUCUUCAAGACUAAAUAUGUAAUUAGACACUCAAGCGAGAUGUUCAGUAAUCCAGGCACCCAUGUCCUGCUAGUGGAGCUUGUGAAUCUGGACGUUACUCUGAGUCUCAAAUUAGGUGGCUCAGCCAAGAUCAUCCUACUUCUCUUCUCCGCCGGCCCUCUCAAUAUAACACUUGCCGACGAGUCAUACCGUGUGCCAGCCAUCAUGGAAUGCUUUUUUCCCGCCCAGGCCACGGGCCAGGCUCUGUAUAACGUACUGACCAACACUGGGCCGGAUUCUUCCCCGGCAGGCAGACUGCCCAGCACUUGGCCCUUGUACAGUUCUCAGAUUCCACCUAUGGUCAAUUAUUCCAUGGAAGGGAGAACGUAUCGCUAUUUCAAAGGAGAUCCUUUGUACCCUUUCGGCUAUGGCCUCUCCUACACCCAGUUCCUGUACGCCGACAUGACGUAUUUCAAGAACGUCAAAGCAGGAAAUGACCUUGACUUGCAGCUCGCUGUUACGAAUGUCGGGCCUAUUGAUGGCGAAGAAGUGGUCCAGUGCUACAUCAGCUGGGUCAACGAGUCCUUGCCCGUCCCCCAGCUGCAGCUGGCUUACUUUACUCGUGUCUUCAUCCCAUCCCAGCAGACGAGGAUGUUGUCUAUAACCAUCUCUGGGGAGUCCAUGGCUUUCUGGCGAGAUGGACAAUGGAUCGUUGAACUUGGUGAUAUGUAUCUGUACUGUGGGGGUCAACAACCCAACCAGAAGAGAAGGGCGCCGUCCAACGUGCUCUCUGAUUCCUUCACCAUCAUUAGCCGUACUGAAUAGUCCCCACUUUAUCUCACGAGAGUAUUUGUGAGCGAAUAUGUGUGUGUGUGUGUGUGUGUGUGUGUGUGUGUGUGUGUGUGUGUGUGUGUGUGUGUGUGUGUGUGUGUGUGUGUGUUCGAGUUAGACUCUAAAGUUUGAAUGUCGUAGUUGUCCAUGCAGACCUCCUAACUCAGAUUUUAAGAAGAGAGAUUGGAGGUUUAGACAUGACAAAAAACGUGUGUUAGCAAUGCACAUAUUUAUCGUGAAUAAAUCAAAGUUACUCAAAAUCACCAA
This is a messenger RNA of Aplysia californica (California sea hare), 2394 nucleotides long. RefSeq names its product xylan 1,4-beta-xylosidase. Lineage: Eukaryota; Metazoa; Mollusca; Gastropoda; Aplysiida; Aplysiidae. Gene Ontology annotation, cellular component: plant-type cell wall. Gene Ontology annotation, molecular function: xylan 1,4-beta-xylosidase activity; alpha-L-arabinofuranosidase activity. The record is from RefSeq and is a predicted model, not a curated record. The transcript is spliced from 15 exons. Gene Ontology annotation, biological process: xylan catabolic process; arabinan catabolic process. Bases 1 to 2121 code for a protein of 706 amino acids.